Xenia sp. Carnegie-2017 is the source of this 5788-nucleotide messenger RNA. RefSeq names its product protein MON2 homolog. The record is from RefSeq and is a predicted model, not a curated record. Lineage: Eukaryota; Metazoa; Cnidaria; Anthozoa; Malacalcyonacea; Xeniidae.
GGAAUGUCAAAUUCAAUAUGGAGAAAUGUUGCAAUUAUCUUUCGAAUCUUUUCUCGCAUUAAAAUAUUGUUUCCAUAAACUGUUGACGUUUUCUUGGGGACAGCGUCAGAUAUAGAUGGUUGAAACUCCAAAUUGGGCUUUGAAGGCAGAGAUGUAACGCCGUAAUAUAUACUAAAUUUACAGAGUUAAUCAACUUACGGGAAUUCGCCAACGUCGACAAUACUGUCAAUAAAUCAUUGAAAGCGUGAAAUCUGUACAAUCAUGAAUGAUCGCUCGAAAAAGUUCAUCGAGGCUCUUCAUUCGGACUUUCGAGCAUUGUCUAAUGAAACCAAAAAGAAAUUUCAACCAGUGAAAGAAGCAUCAGAAGCGGGAAUUCUGAAGCUGAGAAAUCUACCUGCAAUAUACCAGAAAGACAAAGAUAUCUACAGAGUUCUGUCGGAAGAGAAUGAUAUUAUUCAACCAUUCAUACUGGGAUGCGACACAAAGAGUCUUCGUGUUGUUCAAAUAUCGCUAACAGCAUUGCAAAGGCUUAUCUCACAUCAGGCUGUAUCAGAGACCUCUGCGCAGAAUCUGAUUGACACAUUGUGGCUCAUUAUGGAGAGUGGACUUGAAGAAUUGAGGAUCUUGCAGACGUUGCUUUUGAUAUUGACAACUACAAGAAUUGUAAGGGGGGACUCGUUUGCGAAGGCAGUCAUGCUCUGUUUUAAGCUGUAUUUUUUCAAAGACCCAACAGUCAGUAUCACUGCAGCUGCGAGUGUUAGGCAAAUUGUGUCUGCUGCUUUUGAUAGAGUUGUAUAUGAAGACAGUUUGAACGAAGAUAAUGAACCCGAAGUAAUGCCGUCAAAUAGUCCUCGACAUAAGAAUUGUCCUGUGAGCUUAAAACCGUUUGCACGAGAUGCCUAUCUCAUAUUCCAGGAUCUGUGUCAAUUGACGAAUGGCGAGCAACCAUAUUGGUUGGUUGCUGUUGACGGAAUGAUACGAACAUUUGGUCUUGAAUUACUUGAAAGUAUUCUCAAGAGCUUUCCUAAUGUAUUUCUUAAGCAUCCGGAAUUCAGUUUUCUUCUCAAGGAAAGAGUUUGCCCUCUUGUCAUCAAGUUAUUUUCCCCGAGUAUCAAAUUCCGACAAGUUUCUGGUAAUUCGGGCGAUCCUCCUUUGGAAAAACCGGUGUUUCCUAUUUCGAUGCGAUUGCUGCGAAUCGUGUCAGUGUUGAUUGAACAAUUUUAUACAUUACUGGUGACGGAGUGUGAAAUUUUUCUAUCGCUUUUGGUGAAAUUUCUGGACAUCGACAAGCCAUUUUGGCAACGUUCUUUGGCCUUGGAAGUUCUUCACAUUCUUUGCCUUCAGCCACAACUUCUUAGGUCAUUUUGUCAAUACUACGACAUGCAAGAACACUCGACUAAAGUCUUUCAUGAUCUCGUUAACUCAUUGGCUAGUUUCAUCCAAUCGUUGUACUCCGCUGCCGGUCAGCAAGCAUCCACUGGGAGCCCUCCCCAUUCUCCCUCCUCUAAUAAUGCGUCAUCUAUUCAAAAUGCCAACGCAAACUUGUCUGGAAAUGGCAACCAGUCUGUCUCUGGUUUCCAGUAUCAUGGUGUAUGGUUACCGCUGGUCAAAUUACCUGCAGGCAAAGCAAAACCUGUGUACCUAGAUCAUCUCGACAGGGUCGACACUCCAAACGUAACAGAGGCUUACGCCAUGACAGUCGCGUUUAGAACCCUUUUGGCUCUGGUGAACAGUAUCAACGCUUUAGUAAAGUCGACUAUGAAGACUCUGGACGCAGCGCCACAGGUUGAGGGCUGGAUCGAGCCAGCUGAGGAAGCAAAGACCCCUGAUCAAACUGGAGUAGGUACAGAGGCUGUUGAGCAUAACGAAACUACUGAAGGGGAAACAUUGAACGAAGUUUGGAAACAAAUGCUAAACUCUUCUUGGUGUGGUUUACUAGCUGCGUUGUCUUUGUUAUUGGAAGCAAGCAACGACGAAUCAGCGACUGAGGGGAUCUUGAAAUGCUAUGAAAUACUUGCAAAUUGUUCUGGUUUACUGGGACUGACGUUUCCUCGAGACGCUUUCAUCAUGUCCUUGUGCAAAGCCUCGCUGCCAUCCCAAUGUUCUCUCUCUGUACUCAGUGUUCCCUCUUUGGACCCGUCCGCCGACCCAAGGCUUGCGUUGUCCAAAGAUUCAGAGUCAUCUGAUAAGACUGGCACUUUUCCCACAAUGGUUGCUGGAGUAGCUCCUGGGGCUCAAAAUGGACCAGUAACGUUGUCGUCGAAAAAUAUCAUGUGCAUGCGGGCAAUCUUGAAUCUGGCCCAUUGUCAUGGUGGAAUCUUGGGGACAUCGUGGUACAUUCUGCUUGCCACCCUGAAGCAUCUGACGUGGAUGCUUGGCCUAAUUCCAGCUGAAAAUGGCAGUUUGAAGUCCGGACCAAUUAACGAAAUUCCAAAUUUGGUUGUCAGCUCCUCAUUGAAGAAUGAAGUACCUGUCCUCUCUGCUAUGCUCUCGAGAUUGUUUGAAAGUUCGCGUUUUUUGGACGAUGUAGCGGUGCAUCAUUUGAUAGACGCUUUGUGUCGUCUUAUGAAUGAGUCAGCAGAGCAAGCGGAGACGAACAAGGAUCCUUCCUUGUUCCCCAUCGCCAAAUUGCUAGAGACGGGUCUGCACAAUCUUCACAGAAUUCCUGUACUAUGGAAGCCAUUGGCAGCUCACUUGCUGGAGAUUUGUCAAAGUCGUCACGGGCGCAUGCGCGUGUACGGUGCCGAGGCUGUCACGUUGCUGAUCUGCGAGGCAUUGAAUUUCGAUCACAAGCCUCCUUUGGUCGCCAACGCGUCUCUUCAAUCGACAAUUCUGUCACCGUUGCGUGAUAUGUCGCGUAAUGGCAAUGCCGAUGUACGCAAUCAGCAACUGGAAUGCGUUUUCAAGAUUCUUCAAUCAAAUGGUCCUAAUUUGGGAGAAGGGUGGCCUGUGAUCGUUGAGGUUAUCGGAGCUGCUACAAAUCAGAAAAGCUCGGGAAUAAUUCAACAUGGAUUUCAAAGUCUGAAUCUGAUCGUUACCGAUUACCUUCCCAUGAUUCAUUAUUCCAAUUUGAAAUUGGUGAUCGAUGUCGUCAGCAAGUUUGGCCUUCAACCACAAGAGUUGAACAUAAGCCUCACAGCCGUUGGAUUAUUGUGGAACAUCUCUGAUUUUUUGAAUCAAAACCGCGUCACCAUUGAAGAAGCUCUUAAGCAACAUGAGGCGCAGACUCAGGGCGAGACUCCCAGAGAAGAGCCCGCGUUAUCUCCCUCCGACAGGCUAUGGAUGGCUUUAUAUUCCAAAAUGGGCGAACUUUGUGUCGAUCCUAGGCCCGCGAUUCGCAAAAGUGCUGGUCAGACGUUGUUCUCCACAAUAAGUGCUCAUGGCUCACUGUUAGAAAAACAAACAUGGUACACCGUGUUGUGGCAGGUUUUAUUUCCCCUUUUGGAACGCGUCAAAACGAUGUCGAGCAGUGCUGCUUCAGUCCCACCGCCUAGCGACACUGCAAACCAAGGAAAGAUUCUCAUGCAUCAUUCACGUGAUACGGCGGAGAAACAAUGGGACGAGACACGUGUACUCUCCCUCAAUGGCGUUGCCCGCGUCUUCAACACUCGCAGGCAGCUUCUUGCGUCUCUUGACGAGUUCCCAAGGGCUUGGGCACUACUUUUGGAAUUUGUCGAAGCCUCUGCUUUAAGUAAAUCCGCUGAAGUAUCGCUGGCGGCGUUGAAGAGCUUCUUGGACAUCGUGCAGGAUCCCACGCCUGAUGACGAGGUGAAAAAACCCGAGGCUGUUUAUAACACUGAAAGUGGCAAUUUUGUCAGUAAAGGUAAAUCAAAGUUAAAAGUGAAGCCGAAAUUUUGCAAGGCAAGCGAAGAUGUUAAUCUAUGGGUGAACGCUUGGAGAGUCUGGCAUAGUAUUGGCUUCAUAUCCACUUCCAGUUCGCAUACGUUAAGGGAAAAGAAGGAUUCCAAUGGGCAAGUGGUGAAAUACCGUGUUUAUCCUACUCAGCCCUUCCUCUCCGCUUUGAUAGACGUGUUCCCGUAUUUGUUUCCGCGUAUUUAUUCGCGUUUCGGCCUUGCAGACUUGCAAAAGUUGUCGCACGUUUUGGUUAGCUCUCUUAGAAUGCCUGUGCAUGUAGAUGCAGCACCGUUUCUCACUACCUUACACGAGUCUGCUCUUACACCCCUGCAACUUUCCAUUUCGAAUGCGCUGGACAUGCUCCGGGAACCGAUUCCGGACCGUGGCUCAGUUCUGGACAAUAGCUCUCAACCAAUGUAUCCAACAGUUUUUUCAACGCUGUUGCAAGUGGUGAAUUUCGCUUGCAAGCCCCCGGCAUUGGAGGAUAUUGAAGAGGAUGAAAGAAAGAAUUGGGUCGUCAUAACUUUGGUACCGUUUGCUGAGAGUUGUGUUGAACGUGUGGUGGACUUGUACCGAGAGUGCGCCGAUAAUGAUAAUGUGAUCCAAGAUCACGUGAUUUAUAGCAUUGUUAAGUCGUUACAUGAGCCAUUGAAGUUGAAGUAUCAGUGUGGACGUCAAUCUACGUGGAAGCUUGCUAUCAAUUCUCUCAUCACGAUAUUGCAACUCGCGUUACCUGUUGCUUAUAAGGAUACUCGUACAGAGCUAUUUCAUUCAAUGUGGGAAGAAAUCGCCUCUACGUUUGAGGAUUUUUUGUUUGCCAUUAGUAAUCCACCUGAUACACAGACUUUAGACGAUCACUUGAGCGACGAACAGCUCGACUUAAAGAUACUUCGCAUUAUACGCGACGAUAUCCUGCCGCAUUCUGAUAUUCUUCCACGCGAUUUCUUGUCGAGAGUAAUGACGCUACUGAAUAAAGGCUCCAUUCAUUCUGCUACAAACUCUACUCUUGAAGGUCUUGAUGGUAGUAAAUUCCCGCUUCGUGAAGAGUUUGCGAAAACAUGUUUUGAAAUUCUUUUGGAGUUUUCAUUCUCUCAUGGCAAUGCAAAGGGAAUUCAGAAAGAGGGAAAGGUCUCACAAUUAGCCAUUGACUCGCUUCUCGGACGCUGUAAGGAUGUUCUUUCCAAAUACUCGGAAGAUGAUAAACUUGGCGGAAAAUGUCCCUUACCAAGAACACGUAUGGCUGAGGUUACAUUUGUGAUAAAGGCGAUGGCAACUUUAGUGUUGUCAUUGAAAAAGAAUUCAAAAUCGCCUUCAACUAAUUGCAAAGUUGAUCCAAGACUGUGGUCUCAGGUGGUCGACAUCUAUCCGUGCCUCGUCGAAUGUAUUACGUGCAGCUCCGAUGAUGUACGCGAGGCGUUGAAGCUAACGUUAUUCGAAUUUCAGGAUCUCCUGUUGCAUGACUACGACAAUGCAAUCAAUAAUCAAUAAUCAUCAUCAGAGAAAGGCCAUUUUGUUCCUUUCCCAUUAAAAAACGAGAAAUGUCGGUAAAAAUAAAAAGCCCAGCUUAGGUAAACCUUUUCACGUGAUUUUAAGGUUGCUGUUUCAUGUUACGUGCGUUCACUACUUUUUUUGCUAUUUAUUGACCGCUGACCGUAAACUGAGCCAAACAUCAAUACACGCAUGCUCGUAACAUGGAUUUGUAGCCAUCUUUAAUAGCAAUUCAUUUUUGUAGAAAUGACAAAAUUUAAAUUAUUGGGGAAACUCCUCGCUUGUAAUUUCAUUUCAUUGUUUCAAUGCAUUUUCACGCGAUAGCAGUAUGCGAAAAAUGAAUCAUUUGUUAUAAUUUCCUGUGGUUUACACGUUUUCUACUUUUUAUGUACAUCUGAUUUUAUAAAUAAAUCAGUAUUGUUGGCAAUAGCUCAACAUUCAACUA